UCGCUCUAUCCAGCCAGAUAAAAAUGUCACCAGGUGCAACAGUUCUUACUCUGAUAGGGCUAAUAGAAGCAUGUGUCACAAUGGGGGAGCCAGCUUCUCUCUGCCAGAUACGGGGGAGUCCAGAGUUUCCUGUACUGUCUAAGGAAGGAGACGUGAUGAUCGGAGGUGCCUUUUCCAUCCACAGCAAAAUCACGCAACCUUCAUUGUCCUUUACAGAGAGACCAACGGCUUAUAAAUGUAGCAGUAUUAACCAAAGGGAGUUUCGAUUUGCCCAGUCAAUGAUAUUUGCAAUUGAGGAAAUAAACAAUAAAAUGGAUCUACUUCCCAAUAUUUCUAUCGGAUAUCGGAUUUAUGACAACUGUGCAUCAACAUUAUCCUCAAUGCGAGCAGCGAUGGCUCUGAUGAAUGGCCAUGAACUGACUUUGGGAAAUAGCUGCUCUGGUCUGUCAGCAGUUCAUGCUAUCAUUGGAGAGUCUGAAUCUUCUUCAACCAUUGUCCUUUCUCGCACUACUGGACCCUUUCAAAUUCCAGUGAUAAGUCAUUCUGCCACCUGCGAGUGUUUGAGCAGUAGGAAAGAGUUUCCCGCUUUCUUUCGAACCAUUGUCAGUGAUCUAUAUCAAAGCCGUGCCCUUGCGCAGCUUGUCAAACACUUUGGCUGGACCUGGGUCGGAGCAAUCAACAGUGACAACGAUUAUGGCAACAAUGGGAUGGCCAUAUUUCUUUCUGCAGCGCAAGAGGAAGGAGUUUGUGUGGAGUACACAGAGAAAUUCGACAGAGCAGAGCCGGAGAAACUCCUGAAGGUGAUAGAGGUGAUAAAAAAGAGCACCGCUCGGGUGAUUGUUGGCUUUCUUUCCCAUGUGGAAAUGAAUAACUUGCUAGAGCAGUUGAGUCUCCACAACAUCACGGGACACCAGUUCAUCGGUGUGGAGGCCUGGAUCACUGCGGACAGCCUUGUGACUCCCACUAGCUUUAGUGUGCUGGGAGGUGCACUAGGCUUUGCAGUGCAAAAGGCCAACAUCAGUGGCCUGGAGGAUUUUCUAGUUAGAGAUUUCUGGGAAACAGAAUUUCUGUGCAAUGAGACAAACAGUGAAAGUGUUUCAAGAACUUGCAAAGAGAAUCCAGAUCUGUUUCAGCUUAAAGGUCAUGAUGAUGAUUUGGAGAUGUUGAGGUACCCCACUAAUAUUUACAAAGCCAUCUAUGCAGUAGCUCAUUCUCCACAGCAUAUUGAAGUGUUCAGACAAAAAGGGUGUGAUAAGGCUCUGGAGAUCAAACCAUGGGAGGUGGUGGAGGCACUAAAGCAUGUAAACUUCACUAUUAAGAAUGGAGAAAGCGUGUGGUUUGAUAAUACUGGAGCAGCUGUCAACAGAUAUGAGUUGGUGAACUGGCAGCUUGGAUCAGACGGAUCCAUUCUAUUUAAACCCGUUGGUUACUAUGAUGCCUCCCUGCCCUCUGACAAAGGGUUUUCUCUUAACACAGAGGCCAUUAUAUGGUCUGGAGGAGGCAAAGAGCUACCUGUGUCGGUUUGCAGUGAAAGCUGUCAUCCAGGAACCCAUAAAGUCCUUCAAAAGGGAAAGCAUGUGUGCUGCUUUGACUGUGUGCCGUGUCCAGCUGGAGAGUUUAGCAACACGACAGGUAACACAGUCCUAAUUCACACCAACAUUCAUGCACACUCUACCUGCUUAAGCGUGUGUAUCAUGUUAAAAUUAGCAGCUAUGCAGUCAGUUAUUAAUGUUAUUAGAAUGUAUCUGAUGUAAAUAGAAUGAUAUCACUUUUUGUUACAGAUUCUAUUGACUGCAAAAAGUGCCCUGAAGCAUAUUGGUC
Molecule: messenger RNA, 1821 nt
Organism: Gambusia affinis (western mosquitofish)
Lineage: Eukaryota; Metazoa; Chordata; Actinopteri; Cyprinodontiformes; Poeciliidae
Product: extracellular calcium-sensing receptor-like
Exons: 5
Coding region: 24-1754 (576 amino acids)
Biological process (GO): G protein-coupled receptor signaling pathway
Cellular component (GO): membrane
Molecular function (GO): G protein-coupled receptor activity
Source: RefSeq, a predicted model, not a curated record